Molecule: messenger RNA, 7607 nt
Organism: Haliotis rubra (blacklip abalone)
Lineage: Eukaryota; Metazoa; Mollusca; Gastropoda; Lepetellida; Haliotidae
Product: monocarboxylate transporter 9-like
Exons: 7
Coding region: 193-2271 (692 amino acids)
Biological process (GO): monocarboxylic acid transport; transmembrane transport
Molecular function (GO): monocarboxylic acid transmembrane transporter activity
Source: RefSeq, a predicted model, not a curated record
AUAGGUCGCCGACGAUCAGCUGUUCUCGCUCGAGACGACGAAGUACGAGUUGGGGUGUUCGGAAUUUAUCAAGACAGCGUUUGGAUAUUAACCCUUGUCCCAUUUUAUACCGGAAUUAGGGGAAACACCCCUUUUCCAUCCCACAUGCGGCGAUAAGGGUGUACCAUGAUCUAAAUAGCGGCACUUGUGAUAAUGACACGAGCAAUCGACUCCAAUGAUGACUGCUGCUGUAAGGAUAAGUGCGAGGAGGAGGAGGACGUGCGAGCGCCCUCUAGGGGCAACGGCCCUCCCGAUGGAGGAUGGGGAUGGAUGGUUGUCCUUGCCUCUCUGCUGUGCAACAUCAUCGUUGACGGCAUCUGCUUCACCAUCGCCACCUUCGAACAGCAGCUGAUGAGUCGGUUCGAUUGUAACCAUGCGCAGGCAGCUCUCAUACCCUCCCUGUUGGCGGGCUGCUACCUCACUGUAGGUCCGCUGGUUAGCGCCCUGGCCUCUAAAUAUGGCUGUCGGAAGGUGACGAUCAUGGGCAGCCUCAUCGCAACAUCUGCCUUCCUGCUCAGCACACAAGCAAGCAGUAUUCAGAUGAUGAUCGUAACACUCGGAAUUAUGGGAGGUAUUGGGUUUGGUAUGAUCUACCUCCCAGCGAUAGUGACCGUUGGAUUCUGGUUUGAGAAGAAGCGUGCAUUUGCUACAGGUAUAGCAGUGUGUGGAUCUGGCGUGGGAACAUCCAUCUUUGCACCGUUUGUCAACUACCUCGUUGAAGAGUACCGUUGGCAGGGUGGACUUGCCAUCUUGGCAGGACUUAUCCUAAACUGUGUCGUGUGUGGGGCACUCUUCAGGCCGCUGGACAAAACCCCUCAGAGAAUUCCCCGCCGCAUGGUUGAGAUUCAGCGAGGAUCGAUCAUGAAAGCCCUGAUCGAGGAAAAGAAACGACAGAGAACAAUCUCCAAUGGUUCCUUGGACAACUGUAUUAUUACAAAAGACAACCGCCUCAUCAAGAUCGACCCUUCGUUCUUCGAGGCUAAGCGGAACAACUCGUUUAUUGCUAGGUUUAAGGAGUCGCUAGGUUUCAGCACCAAGAGUUUGGACAAGAGUAAGCAGAGCCUGGUGAUUCCCAGUAUUAAGAUUGACCACCAUGUGUCUAAUGGCAACUGUGCUGGCUCCCAGCCUCUCAGCCCCAUCUACAGACCCAGUGCCAAAAACACGUCUCAGUCUUCCCUGUCCACCAGCAGCGACAGUGGGUGUAACAUGACACCUGAGUUCAUCCUCACCGCCAAGAGCUGUGACAUAAUCCCUGGGGCAGUGCGGUCCUCACAAGACUCAGAAUUAAAUUCGUGCACGCAGAGCAUGAAAUCUGUGAACUGUCCCGCGAUGGGAGCGAGUGUGAUAAGUAUCCAGGUCGUCCCGACCCCACCAACCACGCGGUCACGCCACCGGGCGUACAGGUCCUCUUCGUCGCGCUCCAUUGCAUACGCGAGUUCAGGGAACAUGCACCCUUCGAGUAUUGUGUCGGGUAGUGUGAUGAGCAUACCUCAGUACAGUGUGCAGACUAUCGACCAGUACGAGGAGAAGCAGUCCACCUUGAGGAAAGUCUUCUAUCUUCUCAAGGAGAUGUUUGACUUCCAUUUGCUGAAGAGCCCGAUGUUUGCUCUCCUAGUAUUUGCCAGUAUUCUCAGCAUGUUGGCUUUCUUUAUCCCGUUCUUCUUCCUGAAAGACAAGGCAGAGAUGGAGUCAAUCAGUAAAACAGAGGGUGCGCUGAUCUUGACGGUCAUUGGCAUCACCAACACCCUCGGACGCAUCAUCAGCGGCUGGAUCGCAGACCGGCCAUGGGCGGACCCUCUCCAUCUUAACAACAUAGCACUUAUCAUCGCAGGGAUCGCAACGCUGAUGGUACCGAUGUGUCACUCCUAUGUCUCGCUGGCGAUCUAUGGCACCGCCUUUGGGUUGUGUGUUGCGGUGUUUGUAUCUCUGAGGUCCAUCCUCCUUGUGGACCUCCUGGGUCUCGACCAGCUCUCCAAGUCCUUUGGGAUCCUCAUGCUUUUUCAAGGUGUGGCUUCCAUGGCUGGCCCCCCUCUUGCAGGUACUCUGCUGGAUUCGACGAAGAGUGUGAAUGUCUGUUUCUACUUGGCUGGCUCGCUUCUUGCUCUCUCUGGCCUUCUUGGAAUCCCACUACGACGCCUUAAAAACUGGGAGCUGAACAAACAGCCUGCGAGGCUGCCCGAGGAGAUGCCAAUCACCGAAACACUACGCUUGGAAGUGGAGAGUACAAUAUAAACAUAAUGCUCAAACAGCACUUCAAGGAAGCUUGUUUCGCAUGUGUGUGAUUUUCCCAUAAUGCUCUGGAAAAUAUUCCCAUGGUGCAUUGGGAAAUUACUUGUGCUUGAUGAAAGGAAAUGCUUGCCCAUUAGUCGGAGACUGAAUCGAAGAUGGGGAUUAUUUUGUUUCAUCAAGCUCUGGUUGAGUGGUCAUGUGCAGGAUGGACGGCCAUAUUGUUUUGGGAACCAAAUCGGUCAUGAAUGAAGAACCUUUUUGGUAAGGACCACUUGUGGUACUAGUCUGAGACCUCCUGUGCUCUGAGGGAGGUGUGUUAUUGCUUGGACUCCAGGAAUUGCGAUGGCAGAAUGUGUUUCUGUGAGGUAGAGACGGCUUUCACAAUUGUUUUUCAAGAACCCCUCACCAGGGAUUUUCAUUUUUCUUAUGAGACUUGUUUUCUGGAAAUAUUAUACAAAUAUUACUCUGUAUAUAGUCAAGUUUUUGGAAUACCAUCACAUGAUCUGAAGUCAUGAAGACAUUUAAUAUCCUGACCUCAUAUGAUCAUGUGACCUUUUGAGCCUCAAUUUGACAUUCUGAGCCUCAGUUUGAUGCGUGGUGGACAGAAUACCCACAUGUUGUGGUCAGUUUUAAUAUAGGCCAGUUGGGAGUAGAGACGAACUUGGACAAGACUACGGCCAUGUUGGAUAUAAGCCAUUUUGGAUAAACAAUAUGUGGAGAUGUUUUUGUGAUACAUAGUUGAAUAUUCUCACAAAAUCUUGAUACCUAUUUAUGAAAUCUGCUUGAUUUUGAAAUUGAUCAACUAUUCAUGAACUGUUGUCGUAAAUAUUAUGACACCUCAAGGUAGUGCGGUGUAUGUGGUGUCAAACCUAGCCAUCAGCAGUCCCUCUUAGAAUAAACCAACAUGUGGUGAUGGUUUGUAGUAGUGCCAGAGGAUGUGAUUGGUCACAUUUGCUGCCUGUUUUUGCAAGAGAGACACUGAUUGGCUAGAAUACACUAUGGAUCUCAAGAGAACUACUACUUACUCAGGAGUAUGCUGUAUAUAUUUACCAAGGGUUUAUUUAAAAAGAGGGAACCAAAAUGAAGGACAAGGUCUGAAGAACAUAUAUUAAUUUGUUAAUGUGUCGCAAGAUAAAACAUGGCCAUUUUUUAAAUAAUCAUUGCAUCACCAGCAAUUGAUACCAAACCAAAAUUUUUUUCGAAAAUUAAAAAAUUCAUUCUUGUGGCGACGUGAUUUUUCAAAGUCUUGUGAACGUGAUCCAACCACCAUGAUUGCCUUGAGGAAAGCAGUAUUGUAAACAGUGGUGUUGGUUCAAAAUAGUGGAUCCCUCUUUUUACAUAUUCCCUGUUUUUUGUAUGUGAGAGAGCGCAACUUGAUGGGCGUAGUGCUGGGAAUCUCAAUCUGUAGGAAUGAUAUUUUUCUGUGUUCUCAGUGAGGCUUGCAAUGGGGAUGUCGUAAACCAUGUGGAGAAUGUUUUUGAAAAUGCAUUUUGUCUGAAAUUAAACAUUUCUAUUCAUACAUCGCAAAUAUUUAUUUUAACUUAAAUAAGUAUUUCCUAUGAUAUGGAGAAAUAUUCAUAAGAUUAUUUUCAAGUUGAAACCCCUCAUUUCUGACCCUCACUGAUCAACAUAAAAGGCUACACUAUGGACAUAUGAGUAUUUCAGUUGUCAUGGCAACUUCAUGAAGCUAUUCUAAUGUUGAGAUUUCACAGAUUUGAGUUUUAUGCAGAAUAUUGCAAAUGAAAUGUGAAAUUGUUAUUUCUGAACACUCUUUGAGCUGGGUUGUUGUGUCAACGCCUUUUACGGACAAACGGAUUCAUCCGUUCGUCAGACAUCAUGUUGUUACAGGAUACGUUUCAUGUGCUUAGCGUGUAUUUUGUGAAAAUAUUUCAAACAUUUCUGAAGAUAUUGGCAGGAAAUACAUUUCACAAUUAAAUCAACAUUUGUCAUUUAACCCAUCGUUUCAUGCAAAUGUUUUUGGCUUAGCUUUUAGACUGAGAAUAGGCCAUUUUUACUGUUGCUAAAGAAUUUUUUCUGAGGUACCUAACAAUUAAAUAAAAUAUUAUUUUUGCAUCAAGUGCCUAAAAUAAUGCCAAAUGAAGAGUUUGGACUUGUUAAGACCCUCAAACUGAUGUGGUAUCUGUUGAUGUGCCUGACACUGCCAAAUAUCUUCAAAAUGUGACCGUUUUGCACAAUCUGUCCUGCUCUGCUCUGCUCUGCUGUGCUGGUAGAUUUGGUUUAAGUGCUAUUUGUGAUAAUUCUAUUGGGGGCUGUGUCAAAAGCAUUUUUUCAUUUUUGACACAGAUCCUCCAAGUCUUGUGCUAUUCAAUGUUUAGUAUUCUUUUAAAAUAUAUAUAUCUAUAUCUAUACCACCAUGAGCUUGGGAUGAGACAGUAUCCAGAAUGACUUUAUCUGUGGCCAUUUAUUAGUGCUUUAAUGAUCACUUAAUUUCUUGUUAAUUAUUGAAUUAUUUUGUUUUUAUUGGAUAAAAAGUAAAUAAUUUGAAUGUGUAGGUAUUUAUUUGAAAGGUAAAAAGACGGUGUUUCCAAUGACAAUUAAAAAAGGUCUUGUAUUUUUUAUAAAUUGUGAAAGUGAAAUGACAGUGUAACUAUUUAAAUUGAAGCUGGUCAGACACCAGAAGCAGAUCCGUAGGACUGACAUUGAGGUCAAGAAACAUACAGGGACACCAACCAUACAGACCACUGAUCCCUAAACAUUGAAAAAUAUUUUGUUUAAAAAAUAAGUGUAAUAUUGAUUAUCUAUAAUUAUUACUUUCAGACCAUAUGGAAGAGUUUUAAAAAAAUAAAUUGGUAUAAAUUGAAUUUUACGCUCAGAAAUACGUUUGCCAUCAUCAAAAGAUGAUGAUGUCAGAUAAAUUGACACGACGAAAAGAAAAUUGUUCCUAUGACUGUCCAAUUAUUUGAGAGUAUUUGUAGAAUUUGAAUUUUGUUGUUUCAUCUGUGGAUUGUCUCACGUGCUGAAGUAAGCAGGUAUAUAUAACAGAAAGGUAUUAAUGAUGGUGCCAUGUAUGUCCUGGUUGUUGUGUUUGAUUAUCAAUGAACUGUUUGUUAAUAGUGACUCAGAAAUGGCAAGAAUUUUACCUCAUACUACUUCCAUCAAAUCGUAACAUCAGUUAUCUCCCUUAGUUGCAACAGCAGUUAUCCCCCUUAGUUGGUCUGUGUUUGUUGUUGACAAUGUUCAUGUCCUUCUCAAUAUGCUGUAGAUAAUUUGAUACCUUGAUGAUGUGGCAUAUUUUGAUUGGUUGAUGAUGAGAUCAUGACCUGUAAGUUUGUGUCCUUCCUUAUUUGGACACAAGACACAACGGAAUGGACUGCACUCCCCACACACUCUUGGCAUGGACAGGUAAAUGGCCUUUCAGGGGUAUUAUAGAUAAUGUGAUCUGAAUGUCAGAGAUUAAUCUAAUCAGUUCAAUUUGACAAUGAAUGAAAGAUAGUUCUGAGUUUCUUGGCAUAUUUCCAGAUAUUGAGAAAUAUUUUACAGAGGUGUUGAGGCCAGAUUGACCUUCAAAUAGUGGUCAAAUAGUGGUCAAAUAGUGGACUAAUAGUAACAGCAAAUCAAGAAACUUCUAGUUUAAUACUACCCCAUAUGUAUGGAACAAGCUGUCACUCUAAGAAACGAUUAAUUAAUUUGUCAUGGUAACAAGGACCCUUCUAGAAGGCUUGUGGGUGCAUUAUUAUUGUUGUACACAAAAUAUUCACAAAAAUAUCAAUUAUGAUAUGUAGUAUAUUACAAACCGCAGGACUGAAGUGGUAGUCAGUCAUUUACAAUGAUGUUGAGAAUACCAUUUUUUUUCUGAUAUUGUUUUCCUAACUACUAGUUGGCAAUAGUUAAAGUUGUAAGAGUCCUCUGUGCAAUUGAAUGAGGUGUUGUAGUGUUGCUAAGGCUAUGGAUUUAUAAUGUAAUCCUAACAUCACAGCAAAAGUGGAUGUUUAGGCAAGCCUUAUUGUAUGAGGUGAUUUAUACACAUUCAGAUUUCAUUUAUAAUAUAUAUGAUAUGUUAUAGAAUCACAAUUUUGAUGUGGAAAUAAUUAUAUGGAAAAUAUCUGAAGCUCCAUGAAGUGAUGAGGUGCAAUCACCAUGGAAGAGAGAUGAAGAAUCAUGUUUAAUUAGAUAACCAUCCAAGGUGAUGAAAAAACUGACAAAACAAAAGCUAUAUAUACCAUAAAGUAGUAUGUUAUGAUAUAUAGAUUGUUUUUUUUCAAAUGUUUGUGUCCAGUACAAAUGAGACGUGUUAUACGCCCAACAGGGGUUUGCCUGCUCCGAAUCUGCUUCCGUUACUCUGCAUUUUAUCUUGGAUAAGGUAUGUGUGUAUUCUCUCCGCAUACUACCAAUGACAGAAGAUGUUUUCAAAUGUUUAAUAUCUGCUGUGUGUGUUCCCAUUGACUUGAUACUGGGAUCGACCUGGGGCCAGUUUUAAGAAUCUUUUAAAGUCCUUUUAAGUUGAUUGUUAUUAUACAUUUGUCCCAGUUAAAAUUGAUUUAGUUUAUUUUUAAAUCGAGUGCUGAAGUGCUUUUAGACUACACCGAUAAAUGUUGAUAGGAAAUAGAUGCAUCCAGAAUUGACAUUGUAUACAAACUGAAGAUAUUUAGCAUUUAAAAGGGUUGUGCAAACUGAGAUGAAAAAUAAGAGUUGUAUUGCUAAGUAGGUAGGUCCAGCUUUUUGAGGAUGUGAGUCCCCCUUUAAGACUUAAAAACACAGCAUGGUGUGUUAUAUGAAGAGUAAGAUUAGAUUGUUACUUACUGGGAGACAGAUGUACCGUUAUAAAUGUAUAGGAUGGGCGGGGCAGCUGUGACAUGAACAGUAUGGUAAACUGGUUAUUAGGCAGGCCAUGCCUAAGUUAGAGAUUGGGGGGCUACUUUAAACAAAAAUUCAGCAAGAGUAGGGCUGCUGUGAGUGUUAAAGAGUAUGGAUAACUGAAGUUAAAAGCAGGCAAAGCCUUAAGAAGUAGGAGGCCUACUUGGUGUUUGUGUAGCCAGAGCAUGGCUACUGUGAGUGAGGAAGAGUAUGGAUAAUUGAGGUGAGGUUGGGACAGUCCAUGUGUACAGAGGGGACGCAUGUGUGUGAUUAGUUCAAGUCAAUGGAAUACUACCUACCAGCCUGUAUCUGUCUGUACAGAUGUCAUGUGGUUAUAACACAUGGUUAUAACAUGUGGUUAUAACACGUGAUGAUAACCUGUGGAAGCCUUGGGACUCCAUAUGUUCAACAGUCCAGGGCAAAUUCUGCUAGCUUAGAUGACCUUCACCUUCACAAUGAAGGUCAAGGCAGGUGUGUACAGAGACUGGUACAAUGUUGUUGAAUAAAAUUCAUAUUGUUUUUUU